AUGCGGCGCGGCGCACCGGGCCGUGCUCGCUCCUUUCACCACGACCGCGACGAACGACUUGAACCGCGACUUGAACGCGACCUACCUCCUUUGAGGAUCGCACAAUCCGAUCCCCUCGCCAUGUACGCACUCCGGUCUAAUCAGAACUGUACACUAGGGAGACGUCGACGUGACAAUGUGGACUUCGAUAUACCAGAAGAACCGCUAGCGGAGCCUCAGACUCGUUCCUCGACAACGCCUGCGACGACUUGCCACCCAGUCCCUAUCCAGAUUAUGCGUGUUCUUGACCCUGUAAUAGCUCCCAUCUGGGCUCCCAUCUCAGUACAAACCUCGACAGAGAUCCCCUCUCGUACUUCAGUCAAGUCUGUAAACACAUCGCCAAAGCCCACGCAUCUUCCUUGGGAUCAACUCCCAGAGGUUACACGAAUUCGACUGUCUGCUCAGUACGAUCGUCUGGUCACUCGCACCUGGGGAAGUCACUCCAAGCUCUUUGGCGACUCGUGGGCCGGUUAUCUUCGGGCUCUGGGUAUAUCCACUUGCCAGAAGCCUAUGGGAAUCCCAGAGGAAGAUGUGUUCGGCCAGUUCCCCGAUCUAAUUAUUGGUAUGGACGCCGCACAACCGAAAUGCAAUUUUUACGAUUUCUGUCACCAUCAUGCAUUCUCGAACGAUCUGGACACAUCAAUCGAUGAGGCGUUAGCCCAAGUAGGACCUUGGUUCAUGCCAAAGUUCCGUGAACUUGAAGUCAAUGAGCUUCAACCGCAUACUUUGAACCUCCUUCGCAGGGUCAGCAAACGCUGGGGCUUUUAUUUCUCGUAUUCGCCAAACAAGACAGCGGAAGAAGCCCGCGCGAGCAAGCUAUCCCAUGAUCUGAUCCUUGCGACUCAAGAGCUCGGGGCUUUCAUGGAUACUACAACUCACAGUCACGAAGCAAGAGCCUUGGCCCAGCGCUGCUUCAAUGCCCUCUACCUCACCCGCAUCAUUGCCCUCUCCAGAUUCCUAGAUUGCCUACCUCGAGAUAUGGACGCACACCUCGCGCGCAUGAAAUGGGCUGCUUUUCAAUUUGAUCCACCUCGUCUGCCGGAUGGCGAUGACAUAUUCUCUGCGAUUUACCGCCAUAUCACGAGAGCAUAUGGUUCUGUCUUUGAUCUCAAGCGGGCAGCCGAAGGUCGGUUUCGUGCUCUGGUCAAGAAGGACCGGCAUCUUUUCCUUAGGACAAGUAUCUACCCGAUGGUGAUGUUUCAGCUGCCAUUCUAUCUUGCAGUCGAUGAGGUCGAAGCUCCUAUUUUUCAGAGCUCCUCAAGCGGUCGCCGUCCAGCCUGCUCCCCCCUUGGUGUCAGUGCCCUGUUCUAUGGGUUUGACGAACUUUCUUGA
Messenger RNA from Stereum hirsutum FP-91666 SS1, 1371 nucleotides. RefSeq lists its product as uncharacterized. The transcript is spliced from 3 exons. The record is from RefSeq and is a predicted model, not a curated record. Lineage: Eukaryota; Fungi; Basidiomycota; Agaricomycetes; Russulales; Stereaceae. Bases 1 to 1371 code for a protein of 456 amino acids.